Messenger RNA from Pediculus humanus corporis (human body louse), 900 nucleotides. RefSeq names its product Clustered-asparagine-rich protein, putative. The transcript has a single exon. NCBI's taxonomy places the organism in Eukaryota, Metazoa, Arthropoda, Insecta, Psocodea, Pediculidae. The record is from RefSeq and is a predicted model, not a curated record. Bases 1 to 900 code for a protein of 299 amino acids.
AUGUCAUCAAAGCGGAAGUCUCCGCCGACGAAGUUGCAAGAAGGUAACGCAUUAUCGCCAGGUCAGUUGUCAUCAUCGAACGCGGAAGAAAACGCAGACGGAACGUCGGGAACGCCUUUAAAAAUGGCCGCCACGUGUAUCGCGACAUCGGGAGUCGAUCCCAACAGUGAGGGGGGUGUGAUGUUUUCGGACGUUGAUGAAAACAGCAGCGAGGGAAACGAAGACGUUGAUAAUUACGUAGGUAACUCGGACGCGAAUAGGCACAGACAAAUAAGUUUAAAAAUAAAAGACAAUUCGAACGGUAAGGACGCGAGAGAAAAUUAUGGGAAAAAUACAGAGAAUUACAACAACAAUUCGGAAGAAAACAACAGAUCUUGUUCGGUAUCGUCGAGAUCAAUGUCGGGCAGUGAUUCCGAUGACAAUUCGACGAUAUCUCCGAGAAGGAGGAGAAAAAGGAGAGCGUCGUCGAAAUCCCCGCCGACGGAGAAUCACUCGCCGCCAAUCCUCGUACCUCCUCAACAAUCCUCGGCUGUUGCUCUAUGGAAUUUACAACAGCAAUACGAAAGGUUCUAUCAAACGGCAAAUCACGUUCUCGAUGGUGGUAACGCCGAAAGCCAAAGAAGAAGAUCUUCCUCGGAGUGUAACUCUCCCGUAUCCAACAGUGAAAAACAUAACAAUAACAACAAUAAUACAAUUAGUAACAACAACAAUAAUAAUAAUAAUAAUAAUAACAACAACAAUAACAAUAACAAUAGUAGUAGUAAUAAUAACAAUAGUGGACAUUUGAAGCGGACAAUGGAUGAUGUAUUAAAGCGAUUAACUUCUAAAAUGAAUAAUAGUUCAGUGAGAGAAGAUAAAAGACCGACCCCAACAUCAACACCAAACAGUAAAAACAGGUGA